Messenger RNA from Tetrapisispora phaffii CBS 4417, 1614 nucleotides. It is a transcript of the gene CTS2, whose product is annotated as putative chitinase. The record is from RefSeq and is a predicted model, not a curated record. Gene Ontology annotation, molecular function: chitin binding; chitinase activity. Gene Ontology annotation, cellular component: extracellular region. Gene Ontology annotation, biological process: carbohydrate metabolic process; chitin catabolic process. The coding region runs from base 1 to 1614 and encodes 537 amino acids. Lineage: Eukaryota; Fungi; Ascomycota; Saccharomycetes; Saccharomycetales; Saccharomycetaceae. The transcript has a single exon.
AUGGUAAAUCCGAAUAUAUAUAUUUUUUCGAGUUGCAUUUUCAUUGCUGCAGUAACUUUUGGCUUCGAAAUGGUUCUGUACAACAUAUACAAGAAAUACACUGACCAGCUUCAGAGGUUUGAUGCAAAGCCUGGAAAUAUUUCUAGUGAGUUAAAUCAACAUGACAGGGAGUAUGAUCCUAUAAUGAAACCAGAAAAUUCAGAACAGAACAAUGGUACAGAAAAUAGCCUGUACUCCAUGGGUGUUUAUUACUCGAAUUGGUCACCAUAUUCUCCAAGACUGUUCUUUCCACAUGACAUUGAUACUUCCAGAGUGUCACACGUUUAUUAUUCUUUUCUUUUAGUAGAUGGAGAUGAGGGUACCAUUAAAUCAAGUGAUACUUGGUCUGAUUUUCAAAUUGAUAUGUAUAAGCCUUUAUACCUAUCAUUGGGUCAAGUAGAUAAUGAUUUUGAUUCAGUUCCAAUUUCAAUGAAAAAGGAAUUACUUCCCAUGGGUUGUAUUGGGGAAUUCUUCUAUUUAAGAAAUACAAGAAUUCCUAUACAUGGCCCCAAGUCAACAGAUUUUAAAGUUUUCAUGUCUGUUGGUGGAUGGUCUAAUAGAGAAGCAUUUCCGAAAAUGGUGAGAGAUCCUCAAAAAGUUGAUAAGUUUAUUAAUUCAUGUAUUGACACCAUGUUUAUGUAUGGCUUUGAUGGAAUAGAUUUAGAUUGGGAGUUUCCCGAGGAUGACGGCUUCGAACCAAUGAUGUAUUUGGAUAUCAUAAAAAGGCUAAAAAUGAAGAUGUUAGAACUGGAAGCAACAAUUUACAAAGACGCGAUAAGUCAUAACACCUCUUAUCCACAUUUUGAGUUAUCAAUAGCUGCUCCUGCCUUUGAUGAAAAAUUAAGAAUAUUGCCAGUGCAACAAAUGGACAAGUUUGUAGAUAAAUGGAACAUGAUGACUUAUGAUUACAGUGGGGAGUGGUCAGAUGUGACAGGAUAUCAUUCAAAUUUGUUUUCACCACCAGAUGUUUCAGGUUCUGUCAUGAAAAGGUCACAAUCAAACUCCAAUGAAACACUAUGUGGGGACAAUGCAGUAAAAUAUAUGAAGGAUAAUUUAAAGAUCAGCUCAAGAAAAAUAAUAUUGGGCAUGGCAGCAUAUGGAAGAGGUUUCUCUGGAGUUUCGAAAUCAAAAACUAAUGGUAAAUUGACGGGUAAAAAGUUUAAUGGUGUUUCUGGCUCAUCACCAGAUGAACCAGGGGUUUGGCUUUAUAAUAAGUUACCUAUCAAAGGUUCAAAGGAAGAGUUUGAUAAGGAGUCUGUUUCAGCAUAUUGUUAUGAUCCAAAAUCCAAAAUAUUUGUGGCUUACGAUAAUAGUCAAUCAAUGGUAAUCAAAUCCAAAUAUGUGAGAGAUAAUAAUCUUGGUGGUGGUUUUUUAUGGGAAGCAUGUGGAGAAAAAUUAAAUAACCCUAAAUUAUCACUUAUUAAUUCAUUCACUUUUGAUAUGAAUAAUAUAGAUAAACAGAAAUCUAUGUUUAGCAAUAGAAAAGUACUUGAAUAUUACCUCAUGAAGUAUGGGAAACAAGGGUUUUUGUCUGGUUACAUAUUAUCUGUUCUGAAUAGAAUGAAUGAAACAUAA